AUGGGCAAGGAGAAGGUCAAUAUUAACAUUGUGGUCAUUGGCCAUGUUGGCUCCGGCAAGUCAACCACAAUUGGCCGUCUUAUCUACAACUUUGGACUUAUUGACAAGCAUGUCAUUGAGAAACUUAAGAAAGAAGGUGCUGAAAUGAACCAGAAUUCGUUCAAUUAUGUGGGGGUGGCCGAACGUGGGCGUGAUAUCAGCAUUGACAAUGGCAUGUGGGAGUUGGAGACGGACAAGUACCAUUUCACUUUCAUUCAUGCUCAUGGGCAUGCCGAGUUUAUUAAGAACAUGAUGACAGGUGCUUCGCGGGCUGACUGUGCCCUUCUGGUUGUUGAUUCCACCAGUACUGGUGGUUUUGAAGUUGACAUUUUUGGGAAUGGACGGACUCCCGAGCAUACAUUGAUUAAACCUCUUAAUGUUAUCUGUUGCUGCAACAGGAUGGAUGCGGCCGAUUACUCAAAGGAGAGGUAUGAUGAAAUUGUGAAGUCAACCUCUCCCUGCCUGAAGAAUCUUGGGUACAAUCCGGCCAAGAUUCCUUUUGUUCCCAUCUCAGGUUUAGAAGGGGACAACCUGAUUGAGAGGUCGAAUAACCUUCCCUGGUACGAGGGUCCAACUCUUCUUGAAGCACUUCACCAGAUUCAAGAUCCUAAGACACCCUCUGACAAAAGUUUGGAGAAGAAGGAGCAUCCUAAUGGAGGUAAGAGCAUCAAGUCUGCUGCCAUGAGGAGAGGUAAGAAAUUUGGGACUGCUAUAGUUAAAGGAGGUAAAAAACUUGUGGCUGCAAUGGUUACUGGAGGUAAGAAAUCUUUGGCUGCUAUAGUUGAAGGAGGUAAGAAAUUUGGGCCUCCUUGUCUUAAUGCAUGUGUUGUAGGAGGGAUCCAGGCUGCUGUGGCUCUGGCAACUUAA
Messenger RNA from Ziziphus jujuba (common jujube), 906 nucleotides. Its product is annotated as elongation factor 1-alpha. Gene Ontology annotation, biological process: translational elongation; translation. The transcript is spliced from 2 exons. Bases 1 to 906 code for a protein of 301 amino acids. The record is from RefSeq and is a predicted model, not a curated record. NCBI's taxonomy places the organism in Eukaryota, Viridiplantae, Streptophyta, Magnoliopsida, Rosales, Rhamnaceae. Gene Ontology annotation, molecular function: translation elongation factor activity; GTPase activity; GTP binding.